Mytilus trossulus (common blue mussel) is the source of this 2384-nucleotide messenger RNA. RefSeq names its product toll-like receptor 3. The record is from RefSeq and is a predicted model, not a curated record. Gene Ontology annotation, biological process: inflammatory response; immune response; toll-like receptor signaling pathway. Gene Ontology annotation, cellular component: plasma membrane. The transcript has 2 exons. Lineage: Eukaryota; Metazoa; Mollusca; Bivalvia; Mytilida; Mytilidae. Gene Ontology annotation, molecular function: transmembrane signaling receptor activity. Bases 1 to 2157 code for a protein of 718 amino acids.
AUGAAUUUGUACACAAUGUGUGUUUGCAUGUUUCUGUUGCUGGCCCCAUACAUAUUGGCAAGGGAUAUAGAUUGUCAUGAACAGUGUAAAUGUUCAUCUAAACAUCAUGAAGCAGUGUGCAGUGGUCGCGACCUAAUUUAUAUUCCAUUAUUCCCGGAAAAUAUACAUGUUGUUACAAUGAAUGGAACAAACCUGACGUACAUCGAUAUAAAUGGUUUUGAUAAUUUGACAAUCAUUGGACUAAAAAAGCUGCAGUUGAUUGAUAAUUUAAUUUCAUACAUUCAUCCAAAUUUGUUUACAAAUUUGAAAUUUCUUUCUACGCUACUGAUUUUAAAAGAAGAUAAAUUACAUGUUGAUCUUUUGAAAAGAGCACUCGGAUACUCUGCCAAACAAAAAACAAAGCAUCUAAUAUUUGAAUUCAACAAAUGGUCAUUUCUGCCAGUCGACCUGUUUUCAAAUUUUUCAAGCAACGAGGUGACAAGUCUUAGAAUUAAGGGCAAUGCAUUUUCUAGUAUUGCAUGUGAAACAUUCUUUGUGAUGAAAAGUUUAUACUCUUUGGUUCUGUCCAAUAAUCUAAUAGAAGACAUCAAUAUGACUGGAAUACCAAAUACUGUUGUAAGCCUACAUUUGAAUAAUAAUAUGCUUUCAUCAGUUCCUGAUAUGUGUGCAAAUGGUAAAGAAAAACAAAGCUUACUCAGACAGUUGUCAAUUUUGGAUCUAAGCGAUAAUAGCAUCGGUAGAAUGCAGGAGGAUUCAUUAGCUUGCUUACCUGCAUUGACAAAGGUUCUUUUGAAUGGAAAUCCUCUUGGCCGAAUUCAUAGUAACAUAUUAAUAAACAAUCCAAUGCUUUAUGUCGUGCAAUUGUCUAAAAUAGGUUAUCCUUUAAAACACAUUGACGACUUUGCAUUUAACAGUUCAUCGUUGUCCAGUUUGCGAAUGCAAGAAACAAAUUUUCACUUUGAUCAGGAAAAAUUUAACCCUAAGACAAUUUUUUCUCUUUCUCCGAAUCUAUCUUUCCUCUACCUUGACCAUAGUUACCUGCCAAAAUCAGAAAUUAUAAUGCAACACAUGUUUUUGCCUUUAAUUAAACUUAAGGUUUUAAGUCUUUCUUUCUGCAGCCUUUUCUUUCUUCCUAAAGACACUUUUAUACAUUUAACAUCGUUAGAGACAUUGAGUUUAAGUGGUAACAGAUUUUCUAGCUGGAAUGACGGAAAUUCAAUUUUUAGAAAUAUGAUUUCUCUAAGAAAACUGUAUCUAUCAAACAACUUCAUACGAAUCAUCAACUCGACAUCUUUUCCGCUAGAUGUACUGAAUUCAUUGGAAGAUUUAGAUCUUAGUGUUAACCCAUAUGCAUGUACUUGUGAUCAACUUUGGUUCACUAAAUGGAUACAAGCAACACAAGUUAAGCUGAUUGGGUACCCCCUUCAUUAUAGGUGUCGACAGCCUUCCGAACUUGAUAAUGUGGUGCUUCAAAAAUAUGCUGAAUCUCAAAUGCAAUGCCCACCGUGGAAUCCGUUAUAUAGCAUGGCAAUAGUACUAUCUUGUACAGGAUUAUUACUAGUAACCUUUAUAACUAUAGGUUUGAAAUGUCAAACAAAUAUUAAGAAUUAUAUCACUAGUAGCACGAUUUCAUGUAUAUACCUAUGGAGAGUUAAAUACAAUAGAAAGAAAGGUUAUUUCCCUAUAACAAAUGCAGAUGAUUUCGAGUAUCACGCUUUUGUUGUUUAUUGUGACGCAGAUCGCAACUGGGUGCAUCGAACGUUUUUACCGAAAAUAGAACAAGACGAAGGUAUCAAGCUCUGUAUUCAUCAUAGGGAUUUUGAAGUAGGUGAAUCGAUCACUGCAAACAUCAACAAAUAUUUAGAGAAAUCAUGGAAAGUUGUUGUAGUAUUGUCAAAUGAGUUUGCGAAAAGUGAGUGGUGUCAAUGGGAAGUUGACGUUGUACAGGAGCGACGUAGAAGGUUUGGAAAAGACGUGUUCCUGUUAAUAAUGCUGAAAACUAUCGACUCUAAGCAUAUGACAAAUCAGCUAAGAGCCCUAUUGGACAGUGCGCCAAGUCUACGAUAUCAAACUGGGGUCGGCGAGGAUCUUUUUUGGGCCGCUGCAAUUGAGACUUUAAGGAAACCAUUAGAACAGGUUACAACUGCUCUUUUAUAAGAGUAUUUAAAACCUUCUUGUAAACGAUUGCAUCUCAUAAUUAUUUGUAUAAAAAACUACUUUUAUAUGAAAAAACCGGCGUGCAAAAGAUAUUUCAAAAUGAUAUGGAAUGUGCUUAACGUGCGCAUAUAGUUGAUAUCUGAAACGGCUAAAUUAUCGUUAUUCCUUAAUCUGUUCUAAUAUAUUUUAUGCAUCGUACUUUAUUCGGAUGACACAUUCUGGGUAAU